Ramularia collo-cygni is the source of this 1611-nucleotide messenger RNA. RefSeq lists its product as uncharacterized. The transcript is spliced from 2 exons. The record is from RefSeq and is a predicted model, not a curated record. Bases 1 to 1611 code for a protein of 536 amino acids. NCBI's taxonomy places the organism in Eukaryota, Fungi, Ascomycota, Dothideomycetes, Mycosphaerellales, Mycosphaerellaceae.
AUGUCGCCGCGAAGUCAUCACGCCCCGCCAGGAUCUCUCCUCUCUCGCUGGCUCUCAUCGGACGACGAAGUAACAACAACAACACCACCACCACCACCACCACCACCACUAACAACAAUAACAACAACGACAUCAUCAUCGAGACUACCCCAACCUAUUGGCCGCACUGCCAAGGCCGUCUCGUCCAUGUUCUCCACUUCGCCGCGGUCGUCGGCUGGCAUGGUAUCACCGGCGGAGUACGCCUGCCUGCCCACAUCUAUCCAGAGGAAAUACUUCUCGUCAGUCGAAAGAUUGCGUAUCGCCCAGGAGUCCGCAGCACAAAGCCGCGGGGAGACGGUUGCUAUCAAAGGCCCAUGUCUAUCACUUGACCCCUCUGCGGAUGUCCUCAGGCCCAGGACAGCUCACGCUUCGUUUGGAAUCUCAUCCUUUAAGGAGGCCGUGGCUGCUCCUCGUUGUCGAUUGGAUGCAGAUGUUGAUGAGCAUCAAGCACUACGCUUUUUGGCCCUACCGAGCAAAGUGAAGCGAGCACAUUUCACCAGGGAAGAACUCAUUCUCUUAACCGAAAGCUCAGAAAGGGUGCUGGGCUGGGCGGCGUUGCAUAGCAGUCCCCAUCGUGUGAGGCAGGAUCGGCAUGGGAGUGUUGGAUCUUCGCGGUCUUUCUCAACGGACUCUGGCGACUGUUUCCCAGACAUGGAAAAGGACUGGCUCGACAGCAAGACAGACUCGCUCAAGAGUCUCGAGCAUGUGGAUGCCGAUGAAACGUCGGACAUGCACCCUCACGUUGGCGAUGAAGGCGCCUCCGCUACUACCGUCAACCUUUCGCAAUCGCGACCAACACUCAUUUCCAUACAGCGGCCCGCAUCUCGACGCACCAAGGCCAAAUCCAGAAAGAGAAUCUCUGUACUAGCACCUCUACCCCUUCCGCCUCCGAGACUGUCGCCGGCGGUUCCAUCAUUCCCAUUGCCACCGACUUCCAGACCCACAGAACCGAGCCCGGAAACGACAUACUACAAAGACACCGAUGCACGGUCGAAGCUACGCGAAUUCCUCACAUCCCCUGCCAAGUUUGACGAAGCUCUCGAAUUUGGGUUUCCAGAACGAGGCACCACAUCGCCCAUGUCGAGUGUACAGCCAUCGCUUGCUUCAGAAUUGGACGAGCUUUCUAUAACAAAUACCCGUGAUGAUGAUGACGAGGACGAAGACGACUACCUCAGUGGUCCACGGACGCCAUCAGUAACGACAGAAGGCUACAACCCGGGCAUUGUUCACCAUGGCUCCUUGGAUUGCGGCGUCAUAUCACCCUACAGCUUCCAGCAGGGCAAAGGAAGCAUUCGGUCCAUGUCUCCCGAUUUCGACGCAAGCCGAUCUAUGACGAUGAGAAUGUCAUUGACGAGGUCAGACCUGAGGAGGCCAGAAGACAGACUGUACUCCAUGGCCAGGAUGCAGGCCUCCGGCGUUGACAUUUCACACGCGGAUCCACUCGCACUUGAUCCAUUGCCGGUCUGCGAUGACCACACGGGCGCAAAGGGGGCUUUUGCGGUGACGCCGCGGAUGACGUCGUCUUCUGGUGGUGGAUUGAAGAAAGUGUGGAAGAACCUGCGAAAAAUUUGA